AUGCGCAGAUGCCUUCCGUCGUGCCACGAGUCUCAUUCCCUGUCUUACCAGGCGCGGAACCUACGCAACAUAACUCCCCCUUCUCCCUUGUCCCUUUCUCACCUCUCGCCCGUACUCCACACCCUGCCUGCUCUGCUCUCUCUAUUCUCUCAUCUCGCCUUUCUCCCCUCUUUCCCCUCUCUCCUAGAUUCACCACGCUGCCUGACUCCCUCUCUCGCCACUCUGGCCAUAUCCCUCUCUCCCCUUUCUCCCGUGUGUGAGGACCGUAUGCCUGCAGACCGCAUGGUGCUGCGCAAGCUGGCGCAGGCCAUGCGCGAGUGGCCGCGCCUGAGGGUGAGUGAGGUGGAGGGGGGGAGAAGGGGGAGCAUAGGGCACUCCAUCUUUCCCCCCACCCGUCUCCCCUACUCUGCUCCCUCACCUCUCUACCCCACCUUCCCCUCCACCCCUUUCCCCCACCCUUCUCUCCCUACCCCUCUCCCCCACCCUUCUCAAGCUGCCCCUCUCCCCCACCCUUCUCAAGCUGCCCCUCUCCCCCACCCUUCUCAAGCUGCCCCUCUCCCCCACCCUUCUCAAGCUGCCCCUCUCCCCCACCCUUCUCAAGCUGCCCCUCUCCCCCACCCUUCUUUCCCUACCCCUCUCGCCCCCUUUUCUCCCUACCCUUCUCCCCCACCCUUCUCUCCCGACUCGCCCUGCCCCUGCCAGGAGGCAGGCUCAGGUCGUCGAGCAUGA
Messenger RNA from Closterium sp. Naga37s-1, 729 nucleotides. The record is from the annotation of a GenBank genome assembly. Lineage: Eukaryota; Viridiplantae; Streptophyta; Zygnematophyceae; Desmidiales; Closteriaceae.